This is a messenger RNA of Fulvia fulva, 549 nucleotides long. RefSeq lists its product as uncharacterized. The transcript has a single exon. Bases 1 to 549 code for a protein of 182 amino acids. NCBI's taxonomy places the organism in Eukaryota, Fungi, Ascomycota, Dothideomycetes, Mycosphaerellales, Mycosphaerellaceae. The record is from RefSeq and is a predicted model, not a curated record.
AUGCAGUUCAAUUCAACUAUUGCAACAGAUCGGAUGCAUGUUUUGGUGGAGAGCAAGUUGAGGAAUGAGAUUGCGCGCAAGGAUCGCGAUUUACGGAGAAUGCUUGGCCAUUUUGAUAUGCUGGAGCGGGUCAACAGUCAGAAACACAUGCACUUGGCUGUACACUCGAAUCAUGACAGCGGAAACAGACUACCACAGUCUGCACACUUUGAAACAAGCAGCCUUCACGUCGAAGAUGCUGCGCUCAUUGAGCACGAAGAACGCCCACGCCAUGAGGAGUGGCCGAAGUACGACAAGGACAUGGUCGUGAUCGAAAGUGUCGAGGUCGACGGCGACGAGGACUUGGCUACUUCAGACGAUGGCAGCAAUUCAGACGAGGACGAGUUGCCUGACUACGACGAUGUGUCUGGAAGCGACUUGGUGCGCAUACAAGACGAAAAUCAUCACUCGCCACCGUCGUUGGUUGAGGAUGCGCUCAAUGAUCUGAACAAGUUGGCACUGCAACCAAGCUUUGAAGAAAAUACCUAUGAAGUGUCGGAAGAUGAUUGA